UUCACCUACUAAAACACUUGUCUCUCUAAAGGAAAGUAAGUGAAGAAACUGAUCCCCAUGGCUUCACAAAACUCUUCCCCGCCAUUGCAACAGAGGCUCAAAGUUGAUAGAAAGUUCAUGAAUGCUUUCUCCCUCCUCCUCUUGCUACUUCUCCUCUCCUUCAUGUCUUAUAGAUUGGCCACAUUACCCACCCUUGAAGGCUUGGAAUAUUGGUUUUGGGCGCUAGCUUUGGCCUGUGAGACUUGCUUCACUUGGCUCUGGCUUCUCUCAAUCAAUGGCAACUGGAACCCUGUUCUGUUCAAGACCUACCCUGAAAGACUCCCACUUAGGUUUAAAUCCGAAUUGGAGUUACCGGCGAUAGACGUGUUUGUGACCACGGCCGACCCAUUCAUGGAACCUCCAAUUAUCGUCAUCAACACUGUGCUCUCGAUCCUGGCCGUAGAUUACCCUACGAGCAAGUUCGCAGUAUAUGUAUCGGACGAUGCAUGCUCCAUCAUCACUUUCUACUCUCUGUCAAUGGCUUCUGAGUUUGCUAGGACUUGGGUGCCAUUUUGCAAGAAACACAAUGUGAGUGUUCGGGCCCCGUUCAUGUACUUUUCAGACAACACGGCUGCCUCCGAUUCUUUCUCACCGGAGUUUCUCUCAGAGUGGAAAAUGGUGAAGAGUCAAUAUGAAGAACUAUGUAGAAGGGUUUCAGAGGCUGUGAGUGGGUCUUGCAAGUAUCAUCAAUAUAUGAGGAGUGAAGAUUUAGCCUUUUUCUCAAGGAUUGAACGUGGAGAUCAUCCUAGCGUAGUGAAGGUAAUAGUGGAGAAUGGGGAGAAAGGGUCAGAAGGGGUAGGGCACCUCAUUUACAUAGGCAGAGAGAAGCGACGAAAGCAUCGACAUCACUUCAAGGCUGGGGCCAUGAAUACUCUGUUUAGAGUGUCUGGGGUGAUGACAAAUGCUCCCUUCACAAUGAAUGUUGAUUGCGACAUGUUUGUUAAUAAUCCUCGAUGCUUCUAUGAGGCCUUGUGCUUGCUUUUUGGCUUCGAAAGUGAACGCGAUGCUGGUUUUGUUCAGUUUCCCCAAGUCUUCUAUGGAGGCCUGAAAGAUGACCCUUUUGGAAAUCAACUGAAAGUCCUCUACCAUACAUUAGGGCGAGGAUUUGCAGGGCUUCAAGGCAUGCUGUAUUCAGGGACUGGUUGCUUUCACAGAAGAAAGGCUAUUUAUGGAGCACAGCCCCCAGAGCUACCCAAUGGAAAAGGGCAACUAACAAAAUACAUGAAUGGAUCAGAUGAAGCUAAAAUGGAAGAACUGGAAAGCAUAUUUGGACACUCUGAAGAAUUUUUAAAAUCUGUUGUGUGUAUCCUCUCAGAAGAUGGAUACUUGGGCUCCUAUAACCCUGUUAGCCUUGCCAGCACCCUAGAAGCCGCACAUGAAGUUGCUCGAUGCACAUACGAGAAUCAUACACAAUGGGGAGACAAGGUGGGUUUGGUUUAUGGAUCUACCACUGAAGAUGUACUAUCAGGACUAAGAUUGCACUCCAUGGGUUGGAAGUCUGCUUCUUGCACACCCGAACCACCAGGCUUUCUCGGGUGCGCUCCCUCCAGUGGCCCUGAAAGCUUGACCCAAAGUAAGAGAUGGGCCACUGGCAUUCUGGAAGUCCUAGUCGGAAGCCACAGCCCGUUGCUAGCUGUUGUAACAAAGAAGCUCCAAUUCAGACAGUGCUGGGCUUACAUAACGAUCACUGUAUGGGCCUUGUGUUCCCUUCCUGAAUUGUGCUAUGCAACACUUCCUGCAAUUUGCAUCCUCACAGGGAGAUCCUUCUUGCCCAAGGUAACUCAGUCAGAUGCUUUAUUUCCGAUCAGCCUCUUCAUCUUGUUCAACCUUUACAGCAUAAUAGAGUACUGGCAAAUCAAGCUUUCACUAAGGGAGUGGUGGAAUAAUCAACGGAUGGCGAGGAUAAAUUGCACGAGUGCAUGGCUCUUUGGCCUCUUUGAUGUGAUCCUCAAGCUCCUCCACCUUUCAGAGACUGUAUUCGUCGUCACCCCAAAAGAUGACCAUGGCUCUUCUGGUGAUGAGGCCAAAGACCGUGGCAGGUUGACCUUUGACUCAUCCCUGCUCUUCUUGCCACCCACCACUCUCCUCCUCCUCAACUUGGCCGCCUUGGGGGCCGGCAUUCCGAUGUUGACAAGUGGUGACAUCUCAUUGGUUGGAGAGAUGGUGUGUAGCGCAUGGGUAGUUGCUAGCUUCUUUCCCUUUGCAAAAGGGCUGGUGAGGAAGGGCAGAUAUGGAUUGCCUUGGUCUACAAUUUUCAAAUCAGGUGUCAUAGCAUCCUUCAUUGUACAUGUUUGUAGAUACAUUGCAUAGAGGGCAUGGCUUCCUUCAUUUCACAUGGGUCUAGACAGGUUCAUUCAAAGAGUUCUACACCACAUUUAAUGAAACAUUUGCAUUGGUUUACUGUCUUUUAGAGCUCAAUUCUAUGUAAGCCUUGAAAGGAGGCUCCAUAAAAGAGUGAAGAAUGUAAAGAGGUUGGCUUACGAUUUUGAAUGAAGCGCUGCGUCUCUUAUUUACU
Messenger RNA from Amborella trichopoda, 2554 nucleotides. RefSeq names its product cellulose synthase-like protein H1. Gene Ontology annotation, cellular component: membrane. Gene Ontology annotation, molecular function: cellulose synthase (UDP-forming) activity. Lineage: Eukaryota; Viridiplantae; Streptophyta; Magnoliopsida; Amborellales; Amborellaceae. The record is from RefSeq and is a predicted model, not a curated record. Gene Ontology annotation, biological process: cellulose biosynthetic process.